GGUGGACGGACGUAUCGGAUCUCCUGCCUCAGUCUGCCCGUACGAAGAGGAGAGGAGAGGAGGGGGUCACCGAGUCUGCCCCUCAAGUGUGGACACAAAAUGCACAGCUAGCGUUACUUAUGACUAUUGUACCGUUUAUGCUGACCAAUGCAUAUCGGCGGCUGGACGGACAACGCGGCGGCAGGAAGCAGCGACGGAUUUAAGGUCAACUUGAAAAUUAACGGUAUCCGUCCGGCUCCAGUGUUGGGUGUGCCAUGUAUGAUAGCUGGAGAUGAGAAUGAAACCCAGUCGCAACCUCCUGCUGGUUCUGUGCUCCAUGCUGGCCCUGGGGUUCCUCUACUACUCCUCAGGGAGGAUCACCUUACGAGGGUGGGGCCACAAAUCCUUGUAUGACAAACAAGGAUUCCUUCUGAAGCUGGACGGUAUUCUGCCUUUGGAGCUGAUGUUUAAAUAUGGCAAUCUCAGUGAGGGGGCCUGUAAGCCUGGCUUUGCAGCUGCCAAGAUGACUGCCAUUUAUCCAAAGUUCAUCAAACUGGCGCCAAUGUUCCUUGAUCCAAAUUACAAACGUUUCUCCAGGAUUGGGGAUUAUUCACCUCCAUUUGGAAUUAAAUCACAAGAGAAGAUCAUAGAUAUUCUGCUGUCAGCUACAAAGAACUAUGGCCUGGGGGAAGAGCUGGACAGUUUAAGCUGUAAAACGUGCAUCAUCGUGGGCAAUGGAGGAAUCCUUGCCAACAGAUCUCUUGGACAGAGGAUUGAUGAGUUUGAUGUGGUGAUCAGGUUAAAUGAGGCCCCAGUAAAAGGCUUCGAGAAAGACGUCGGGUCCAAGACCACCAUGAGGGUGACGUAUCCAGAGGGGGCCAUUCAGAAGACAGAACGCUACGAAAGUGAAUCUCUGUUUGUCCUGUCUGCUUUCAAAGCUCUGGACUUCAAAUGGCUCCGACACAUGGUCUUCAACCAGAAGCUGCGUAGCACCGAUGGUUUCUGGAAGUCGGUGGCAAAGCAUGUUCCCAGGGAGCCCAGCGACAUCCGCAUCCUAAACCCCUAUUUCAUCCAGGAGGCCUCCUUCAAGCUGAUUGGCUUACCUCGCAACAAUGGACAGAUGGGCAGAGGGAAUAUUCCAACCCUGGGGACAGUGGCCAUAACGAUGGCCCUUCAUAACUGUGAUGAAGUGGCAGUGGCUGGCUUUGGUUACAAUAUGAGUACCCCCCAUGCCCCUUUGCACUACUAUGAGAAGAUCAGAAUGUCAGCCAUCAGAGAGUCCUGGACUCACAACAUAUCUAAAGAGAAGGAGUUCCUGAUGAAGUUGGUGAAGGCUGGUGUGAUCCAGGACUGGACCAAUGGGAUCUGCGGAGCCGGAUGUUGACAGGCCUCAUAGGCUCCCAGCCUACGGCGCUGAGCUGCCCUCCAGAUGCUCAGCACCUGACGGAGGGCAGGAGGGAAGAGCCAGGUCCUGUGGACCUUUUUCCCACAGAGCAGUGGGUGUCCACGCUGCACAGUGGCUGUCUGAAUGAGCAGGACACACUGCCCCAGAAUGCAUUGCAACAUGCAUCGUUUCACAGUAUUUAGCUUGUCCUAGUUGCAGGUUAGUGCAUAUCUCCAUGGGGAUUUAGUGCCCUGGCUCAUGGGUACGCCAGCCAUGUCGGACAUGAAACCAGCACCUGGAGCAGGCACAGUCUGUUCAGAGCUGCUACAGGCAGAGGAGGAAGAGGAGGAGGAUGGUGAAAAAAUGAGCCUGUGCCAACAGUACCUCCUGAAGUGUCCUUCAGCUCAUCUGAAUGUAAUCUGCAUCAAACAAGUCAUAUACUGGAUCUGUAUAUCUCCACAUGAUUUUUUUCUUAUUCCUCUUUCAAACACAAGCGGCUCCGUUCAUUCACUGAUUGUUUAGUUUGGAAUGUUGACUUACUCCACGCACCUGUCACUCACAGCUGUUUCUGUUUUUGUAUCUCAUACAUGAAACCGAGCUGCUUCUCUUUGCCACACUGCAGUGUUUCACUUAGAACCGGGCCCUUUUAGCACAAUAACAGACACGAUAUGAUGUAAGACAUGGAGUAACAGGAUGAUAAAGGUGGAAAUGACUGGUUUUACCCCAGGUUGUGUGUAUAAGAAGAGAACAAAAAAAGAAUAUGGAGCAUAUAUGUGGACGUCAUUCUAAUAGAAAGCGUUGCAAUUGUUUUUUUCUGCAGACUCAAUGUUCACAAUAUGUUCACAGGGUUCCUACACAGAUGAAGUAUUUGUGGUUCCAGACCAUUAUCCCUGUUCCAUUUUUCUAAAGUAGACACUUCAUGUGUGGAUGUGGCAGCCAAAACAUUCAGGGCUGCAUGAGGACAGACCUGAGUGACCUCAAUGUCAUCAAAAGCAUCAUGAGACAAAUGGUGAGAUGUGAACUGAGCAUAAAUGUCUAUAUAAAGUGGCCUCUAUGCCUAGAAAGUCAUUCAGGCUUUGGUCUAUUGGUCUGACUUACAGUAUCAUAGCUGCAAUUUUGUGGUAAUUACAUGACAAAUAUCAGAUUCAUAGUCAGAAUAUAAUACACUGUGCAUGUUAACAUGUGGAUAUCAAAGCCAUUUAUUUACAUAAUAUGUAAAUAUGUGUAUUUCUUUACUCAGAUGUUGAAUAUGGUCCAAAAAACCUGGAAAUAAAGAGUAGAAAAUGUGUAGGAACCCAAAUAUUAAAUUGUAUUUGAAGGACAGGGCCCAGGUCUAAGUUUAAUCCUGUUGAAUCAUUAGCAAUUAAAAAUGUAUUUUAGGUCCUGGGUGAUUAAUUUUGUGCUUAAGUUAAAGCUCCACACCGAUAGCGUCGUGUUAUACAGAAUGAUUCUAAAACUCGUAUCUAUUUAAUAUUUUGUACUAUUUAACAAGAACAGCUCUUGAAUUAUUUGUGGGUCAGAUAAGACCAAAACAUUCCCCUGGAUCUCGUCGGUCAGCCCUGCCAGAGGCUGCUCUCUCAGGCCCUCACACAUCAGUGUUAUUGUCAAACACAAUCACAGUGACUGAGCUUUAUGAUUCUAUCACAAGUUAUCUACCAAUAUCAACGUAUCGUGAAGUCUGUAUAUGCGUUUGUGUUGCUUUAUACGCACUGGCCUCGGUCAGACGCUCAAGCCAAAGUACUCAUCAUAUAUUUAUUGUAGGCUGUGCACAAGAACAUUAUCCUGAAAAAGAUGAAUAAAGAUGAUAAGAAUGAA
Molecule: messenger RNA, 3178 nt
Organism: Sphaeramia orbicularis (orbiculate cardinalfish)
Lineage: Eukaryota; Metazoa; Chordata; Actinopteri; Kurtiformes; Apogonidae
Gene: st3gal3a
Product: ST3 beta-galactoside alpha-2,3-sialyltransferase 3a
Exons: 11
Coding region: 272-1363 (363 amino acids)
Molecular function (GO): sialyltransferase activity
Source: RefSeq, a predicted model, not a curated record